CAAAAUUAACUCAACUUUCUUAGUUACCUUUUAACAAUCAGUGUAACCACAAGGUCUUCAACUUUUUUUUUUGUUCAUUUACCGUUAAUUGUGAUUAAUAUUUUAUCAUGAUUAAGUUAAUCAAUUGACUUGUGAUUUUCUGUGAUUGAUUGUGUGUUUAAUAUCCAUGGUUUAAUUUUAAUUUGUUAAUUGUUCACAUAAUUGAUAACCCUCUGGAUGGAUUUUAACUGUUAACCAUUUGGAAUUGUUCGUUGAUUGUUUUUAAUCAAUUUUCUUUUUCUUCUUAUUCCUGAAAGUUAAUUGUUAAUCUAAAGUGAAUCUAUUAUUUGGCAAAAAGGCAUCUAAUUGGUGCCCAGAGACAUCAAUUAAAACUGAUCAUCAGCCCAACAAUCAAUCAUUUUUACCCAAAACUGUUGCUCGAUUAACUAUUUGCUAUUUAUUGGUGUUAAUUAUGUUUCAAUUGUUGAUUCUUCUUUUAAUUGCUUCGCUUAAUUUUUACAAUUCAUCGGGACAACAUCAUGCUCCACAUUAUUAUGGAAAAUAUCUUGGGAGUUUAUCACCGAAUUCAGUUCAUUCGGUGAAAGGAAAAGUGUAUGCAGUCAAUGAAACUGCGAUUUUCAUUGAAGACUUUUCUUACGACGGAGCUGGACCAGAUGCAUAUUUUUGGGCUGGUUCCUCUCAAUCGCCAGAUAUAAACGGCUUCAUCAUUCCCGAUUCACUUGGAAGAUAUGCUGUUCUUAAAGGGUAUUCCAAUCAAAAUGUUCUACUUAAUCUACCCAAAGGUCGGACACUUCAAUCCAUUAGGUGGAUUUCGAUUUGGUGUCGUAGCUUUACAGCUGAUUUUGGACAUAUUAAAAUACCUGCCAACUUUGAACCUCCCAAACCUCUUAACCUUGGACCUAUUAGAGGUUUAGCUCAUGGAACCAGCGCUUCAGCGGUGAUCAUUAUGGAUGCGAAAACUUUGUUCAUCAAGAAUCUUUAUUAUGACGGAGCAGCUCCAGAUGCCUUCUUUUUGGUUGGAACUGGCGCUAAACCACAUCCAAGAGGUCAAAAGGUUCCCGAUGAAACGAACAGCUUGGAAAAGCUUCAUGGUUAUUCUGGUGCUGAUGUUUGGCUUCGUUUACCUCGAGGAUUGACCGUAAUGGAUAUCGAUUGGUUCGGACUUUAUUGUAUAACUUAUCGGGAAGAUUUCGGUAAUGUUCGGGUUCCCAAGAAUCUCAAUGUUCCUCCUGAUUAUGUUUUCCUUGAGAGCAAAGUAGAACCCUUUAUGAGUUGUUUAACUAUUUUCCCUGGAUUAAUGCAAAUUAGUUGGGAAGUUAGAGAUCAAGAGAUAUUUUUCCAGCUCGAAGGAAAAGUCGAACCUAAUCAAUAUUUGGCCUUUGGUUUGAGCGGAAGUUCAGAACGACCUGAAAUGAUUGGUGCCGAUGUUGCCGUAACUUUUUACGACACCUUAACAAGUUCAGUUCAAGUUGUUGAUUACACACUGAAACACAAAUCUCAGUGUGCACCUCAAUCUUAUUCUGGAGCUUGUCCAGAUGAUUUAACUCUUGGUGGAAGACAAGAUUUAAUCAUGAUCUCUGGUAAUUAUCUUAAUGGUUACCUCAAGUCGAUUUACAAGAGAAACAUAAUAACCGGUGAUCCAAAUGCUGAUCAGGAAAUUUUACCUGAUGAAUAUGCGACAAUUGUGGCCGCUAUUGGGCCGGUCAAUUCUCGUCGUCAAACCGCUUAUCAUAAUAUUAAAUAUACUCGAGCUACCGAUCUACCGAUACGAAUUGCUUUCAAUAAGAUUCCUUUGAAUCGUAACUGUUCAUCUCUUAAUACCGAUAAUCUUAUCUCAAGUUCCGUUCGAUCGCCAAUUAAAUCGAGAGCAUGGAAACAGGAUAGGAUAAGAGAUACAACCAUUUUACGAGCACAAAUUGGACCCGCUGGAGGUGAUCGGGGUUACACAGCGAUUACAGGUCUUCAAUCCUGGGGAAUUGCUUGGUGGAUUAACGGUAAAUUAAUUCCAGAGAUUGUUGUUCAACGAGGUAAAAAUUACACCUUCAUUGUCGAAGGUGGAAAUGACCCAUCAAACCAAGCCCAAUAUCAUCCACUUUAUAUUACCGAUAAUCGUGAAGGAGGUGGAGGUCAAGAUCCAUCGAUUCUUGAUACUCCAGGUCAUCGGGUAUUCGCUGGGGUUACAUUUAAUCGAGGUGGUCCUGAUCCCAAUCCGGGUGCUGGUCGUUACUGUGAAUGGAAACACCGAUCAGGUAUUGAUAGAGCAAACGAAGUUGAUUCCGUUGAAGAAUAUAAAGAAACACUUCGAUUAGACUGUAAACCCGGAAGUCCGGCCAUUUUUACAUGGACUCCUGAUGAUAAAACUCCGGAUGUUGUUUACUAUCAGUGUUACACUCAUCGGAACCUUGGAUGGAAAAUCUUAGUUAGCUCAAGUUUGAAACUCACCAACAGUAUAAGUUUAAUUGCCAUUCUAAUCUCAGUGUUAUUGUUACUUUAAUUACGAACCACCAACGAAAUUUAGUAUAAAAGUUAAACAAUGAAAAUGAUAAAGUUAUUUUUUCACUUUUAAUUAAUUUAUAAUUUGGAUAAACGUAAAUAUUAAUACAAUUAACUAUGUACAUUUUCAUACAUCUCCAAAAUUAAAUGGAUCCAAAAUCGGAUCGCAAUCAACUCAACACUCAGAAUGAAUGGAAAGUACAAGAGAUGAAACAAUCAACAUCACCAUCAUCAAGAUGAUCAUUCAAAAGUAAUCAAAUCAUUCAUGUUAACAAAUGAACAACAUUCAAAUCAAUUAAAUUCGUGUGUGUGUGUGUGUGUGUGUGUGAUGAAAACAAUCAACAUGAGAUUAAUAAUAAUCAUGGAUUAAGUUGAAAUAACUGUAAACACAAGUGAUCAACUAGAAGACAAAGGAACCACUAACAAAACUGACCAUCUCAAAGUGACCUCAAGUUUUAAUUAUGACUUUUAACCCGUUGGUCUCGCUUGGGAUGACAACUGAAUCUUGAUUGUUACAAGGAAAAUGUUUGUCUCAAGGGAAUGGUCAUUUCAAUGAUAAACAGACCGUUCCAAGAUUCGUAUCAUCAUCGUCAUCAUCAUCAUCAUCAUCUAGCAGCACACAACUAUCAUCAUAACAGUAAUCAUCAUCUAAUUUCAUCACCAUUUUCAUCUUAAUCAUCACCAUCAUCAUCAUCAUCAACCUUUUGUUUUUAACCUUUUUCUUCAAGUUGACAAUUUUUCCUUCAAAACUCUCAUGCCAAAUAGGAAGACGAGCAAGACGAAAGAGCCAGAAAUUGAUCACAAUUUACUAAAUAAUAUAAUUAAUUGUCGAAAAAAAAAAUCAAAGAAAUAAUAAAAAAAUUAAUUAAAAUCAAAUUUUCUCAUCAAUUGAAAUUGAAAACUAAUCAUUUGAUUAACAAACUUUUGCUGAAAAUUUCAACGGAUGUUGAUCAAAAUAAAGG
Messenger RNA from Panonychus citri (citrus red mite), 3455 nucleotides. Its product is annotated as protein Skeletor, isoforms B/C-like. The coding region runs from base 452 to 2494 and encodes 680 amino acids. The record is from RefSeq and is a predicted model, not a curated record. The transcript has 11 exons. Lineage: Eukaryota; Metazoa; Arthropoda; Arachnida; Trombidiformes; Tetranychidae.